AUGUCGGCGGGCGGCCCAUGCCCGGCGGGAGCCGGCAGCGCCCAGGGGGUGCCUCCUGCCCUGUGGGGGUCUCCCUGGUGGAGGUCCAUGUUUCGGUGGCUUGAAGUGCUCGAGAAGGAGUUCGACAAGGCCUUUGUGGAUGUGGAUCUUCUUCAAGGAGAUCGAUCCGACCAGGCGACAUCACUUAUAGGGCGUCAGAAGAUGACCAGCCUUAGCUCCUGCUUUGCGCAGCUUUGCUGUGCCCAGACUGUGUCUCAGAUCAACCACAAGCUUGAGGCCCAGUUGGUGGAUCUGCGGUCUGAACUGACUGAGACUCAGGCAGAGAAAGUUGUCCUGGAGAAGGAAGUGCACGACCAGCUCCUCCAGCUGCAUUCCACUCAGCUUCAGCUUCAUGCCAAGACUGGCCAAAGCGUUGACUCUGGUGCCAUUAAGGCAAAAUUGUCUGUUCACUCUGUGGAGGAUCUGGAAAGAGAACUUGAAGCAAAUAAAACAGAAAAGGUAAAAGAAGCUCGGCUUGAAGCUGAAGUGAAGCUGCUGAGGAAAGAGAACGAGGCUCUUCGCAGGCACAUAGCCGUUCUCCAGGCUGAAGUUUAUGGGGCGAGGUUGGCCGCCAAGUACUUGGACAAGGAGCUGGCUGGCAGGGUCCAACAAAUACAGUUACUGGGACGGGAUAUGAAGGGACCUGCUCAUGACAAGCUCUGGAACCAGUUAGAAGCUGAAAUACAUUUGCAUCGCCACAAAACAGUCAUCCGAGCCUGCAGAGGACGCCAGGACCUGAAGCGGCCCAUGCAGGCACCCCCAGGCCACGAUCAAGACUCUUUGAAGAAAAGCCAGGGAGUCGGUCCAAUUAGAAAAGUUCUCCUCCUUAAGGAAGAUCAUGAAGGCCUUGGCAUUUCUAUUACAGGUGGGAAGGAGCACGGCGUCCCCAUCCUCAUCUCGGAGAUCCAUCCAGGACAGCCUGCCGACCGGUGUGGAGGGCUCCAUGUCGGAGAUGCUGUUCUGGCAGUAAACGGCGUUAACCUAAGGGACACAAAGCACAAAGAAGCCGUGACCAUACUUUCCCAGCAGAGAGGAGAGAUUGAAUUUGAAGUAGUCUACGUGGCCCCUGAAGUGGAUUCUGAUGAUGAAAAUGUCGAGUAUGAAGACGAGAGCGGGCACCGCUACCGUUUGUAUCUUGACGAGUUAGAAGGCGGUGGUAAUUCUGGUGCUAGUUGCAAAGACAGCAGUGGUGAAAUGAAAGUGUUACAAGGGUAUAACAAGAAGACGGUGAGGGAUGCCCAUGAGAAUGGGGACGUGGGGGCUUCGGGUGAAAGCCCUCUGGACGACACUGCUGCGAGAGCAGCUCACCCGCACAGCCUCCAUCAGAAGAAGGCCUACUAAUCCUUCCCAGACACGCUGCUGUCAGACUCGUGGAAUGUGGGGCGCUGGAGAAGAUGGUGGCAAGGACUGCACAAGAUCAGGGAGGCUGUGUGUUGCCUAGAGUAAGGCGGGAACCUCAGGGCUUCAUGUGAACAGUUCUAAGUGCAUAAACCCCUGUUUUCUGUGGUACACCUUAAUUAGCUAUUGCAUGGAAGGCAAUUUUGAUUUUCCUGGAAUCUAAGCACCAAAGCAUGUGUUUCCCAAAGGGGUAUUAUCAGGCCGAGUGGAUGCUGUUUCCUUUGGCUCCUUUUCAUAUUUAACAGGACAGUGCUAACUGGAAUUUUCUAAGUUCCCUUUAAAUACAGCAGAGUAAAUGAUGCCAUAGAUUCCCUAAGGGUAACUGUGGAAUUUCAGAUGAUAGAACUUGACUCAGUGAAUUGCAAAAAUCUAGGUUGACAUUUUUGCUUAAUUGAAAAAUUUGUUCCAGGUUUUUUAAAGAAGUAUAUUGUACAUUCCUGAUAUCUAAAUUAACUCUUUAUACCUAAAUUAAUAUCUAAAUCAUUAUGCCGAGCUCACUCUCCGUUUACUCAGCUGCAGUACAGACUAGUUUCUUUAGGCAAUCCUGUAUCAAUCAGUGCUGCACUAGAGUAGUCUGGGAAAGCAACUGGACAUUUCACUUUGGAUUGUGAAAGGAAGCGCAGAGGAGCGGAAAUGCCUGUUUUCAAUUAUGUUGAUCUGUGUGCAUGGUGUUGGAGCAUUACACUGUUAGUGUUUAGUCGCAGGUGUCUGGAAUCCACGAAAGACAGUUUUAUACAUUUUUGAGUUGUUCCUAAGCUUUGACAUGUGAUAGUUGGGAACCUUACUAUGUCAUGAAAUACAUUGUGUUCAAACAGCAGUUGGCUUUACGUACCUGACUUGCCAAUCAUUUAACAAGCCGGGGCCAAGGUGGGCAAGAUGAGGUACAGACAGUUUGGCACAGUGAGCACAUCGGUUUUCAUAUCAGUAUAUGUUGGACUAAAGCAAUACUCACGUGCAAGCUCUGUAAAUGUGUUAGUUCUCUCGUGUCAGAACUAAGCAGACUGCCUGCUCCCUUCUUUCCUGACCUACAGGCCAUUGCACCCUGCCAGGCAAAGUCAAAAUACUGUAUUUAAAGAGGUAAUUUUUGCAAAGUCACUGUUUUAAAGGAUUUAUACCUAAGGGAAUCGUAAGUAGGAGAAGCCUUCAUAUAAGGCUUUCACAGUAUCAGUAUCUCUUCCUUGGUAUGCUUGUUUUUCCCAGAUGCAUUAUAUAUUUGUUCAAAGUUGAAUCUAUAAAGUGUAUAUACUUUAUUUUGUGAUUUUGCUAUUUAUAAAUUUACUUUUUAACUGUUGCCCAUUCA
This is a messenger RNA of Rattus rattus (black rat), 2737 nucleotides long. Its product is annotated as Golgi-associated PDZ and coiled-coil motif-containing protein-like. The record is from RefSeq and is a predicted model, not a curated record. Gene Ontology annotation, molecular function: transmembrane transporter binding. Gene Ontology annotation, biological process: negative regulation of protein localization to cell surface. NCBI's taxonomy places the organism in Eukaryota, Metazoa, Chordata, Mammalia, Rodentia, Muridae. Gene Ontology annotation, cellular component: membrane; trans-Golgi network transport vesicle; Golgi apparatus.